Molecule: messenger RNA, 25667 nt
Organism: Engraulis encrasicolus (European anchovy)
Lineage: Eukaryota; Metazoa; Chordata; Actinopteri; Clupeiformes; Engraulidae
Gene: pclob
Product: piccolo presynaptic cytomatrix protein b
Exons: 33
Coding region: 233-25306 (8357 amino acids)
Biological process (GO): protein localization to synapse; presynaptic active zone assembly
Cellular component (GO): glutamatergic synapse; cytoskeleton of presynaptic active zone; axon
Molecular function (GO): metal ion binding; structural constituent of presynaptic active zone; protein binding
Source: RefSeq, a predicted model, not a curated record
GGGAUACGUUAUCGGAGGAGAGUGGAAAUGGGGCAAUAAUCAGAGAUGGCACUGCGGCGUGAGCGGCAGAUGUGAGUCAUCAGAGCCAUCAGUCAGGGAAGGCCCCAGAGCUCUCUGAAGUCUGUCCCAUCGUUCAUGCCAGCAGUGUGGGUGCCUCAGACCAGCUGGCCCCUGGUGAAGGGAUCCCCAUCUCUUCAGCCAGCCCCACUGUCCAGUCUGGAGACCGAAGGCCAUGUUCUCUAACUUCCUGGGCGGGGGCAACCCCCUCAAUGCCGUGUCCUCGGCAGCCAACAAGUUCAGCUUGUUCGGGGACGAGGGAGAGGAGGACAAGCAGAAGCAGCAGCAGCAGCAGCAGCAGGCCAAGCCCCCAGUCCAGCAGGGCAAUGGCCAGCCUGCAUCACAGAUAAAAGGUGGUCCAAAGCCGGGGGGUCAGCAACCCCGGGGUCCCUCUCCGCAGGGGCCCAGCAGAGGAGGGUCGCCACAGCAGGCAGGCCGGGGGAAACCUGGGACUCAGCAGCAGUCAGGAGCCCCUGGGCCUGGGGCUCGUGGCCCUGGAGGGGCCCCGGGAGCAUCCGCAUCGCCGGGGCCCACCACCAAAGCGGCAGCCCAAGGGAAAGGUGGCCCCGGGCCAGGGGGUAAAUCACUGUGCCCAAUAUGCAAGAACACGGAACUUAAUGUCCAGUCCAAGGAGCCUCCAAACUAUAAAAACUGUACUCAGUGCAAGAGCCAGGUCUGCAGCUUGUGUGGAUUCAGUCCUCCAGACUCAGGGGGGAAAGAAUGGCUUUGCCUGAACUGCCAGAUGCAGAGAGCACUGGCAGGUGCAGAACCUCCAGGUCCUCCCGUGAAGAAACCCCAGCCCCAGGCCAACAAACCCCCAGCAGCCUCACAACCUUCAAAGACUGGGCCUCCACCGUCAGCUUCUCCUGGCUCUCCUCAGAGAAAGCCACCCACGCAAACCCAGGACCCUGGGAAACCUCAGCAACAAAUGCCAAAGGGUGGAACCUCCCCUGCCAAAUCUGCAACACCACAGCCACAACCGCCCAAGCAGGAGUCCGGCUUGUUUGGCUUUAGUUUCGGUGGUAUGACAGACACUGCAAGAUCCAGGUCUCCAUCACCUCAACCUGCUGCUGAGGCAGUUACUGGGAAGGUGAUGGGCUUUGGCUCAUCACUAUUCAGCUCAGCAUCAAGCAUGAUCAACAUGGAGUCGACUCCCACACCACCUACAACCCGUAAAGAGUCUGUGUCAGCCCAGGGUCCUCCGAAGGGUCCACCAUCUUUAGAUUCGAAACCACCUGCUGUUCAGAAACCAGAGGCAAAGAAAGCAGAGCCUCUGCAACAGACCAAGGCCACUUCAGCUCCAAGCAAAAAGGAAGACCCCUCAACAGGGCCCCAGAAAAAGGAUGGACCCUCCCCGCCUCCCUCCAAAACAGCUUCUUCAUCCUGUCCACUCUGCAAGGUUCAACUCAACAAGGGCUCCAAGGAUCCUCCCAACUACAACACCUGCACAGAAUGCAAAAGCACUGUAUGCAACCAGUGUGGAUUUAAUCCCAUGCCACACGUGAAAGAGAUCACUGAAAAGGGAGCCUCCCCUGCCAAAUCCAUUCCCCCUCCCCAACCUGAACCUGCUAAAGAAGAGUCUAGCUUUUUUGGCUUUGGUUUUGGUGGGAGCAAAGACACAUCACGAUCCCGCUCUCCCUCACCGCAGCCCCCAGGAUCUGUCUCUGGAAAGGUUUUUGGCUUUGGUUCUUCAAUAUUCAGUCAAGCAUCUAAUUUAAUUUCAUCUGCAGUGCAGGAUGAGGGCCCCACAAAAUCUCCAACUGCUCCCACAUCGGCUAAGGCCUUGUCCCAAGUUUUAGGGUUUGGUUCCUCUAUGUUCAGCUCAGCGUCUACUUUUAUCAGCUCAGCUGUGCAGGAUGAACCAUCAAACAAACAAACAGGAGAAAAAAUGGCCACCCCACAAGACUCAGGCUUCUUUGGAUUUGGUUUUGGUAAAGAUAAAUCUCAGCCUGUACAGACUCAGUCCACAGAAUCUGUAUCUGGCAAAGUUUUUGGCUUUGGUUCCUCUAUAUUCAGCUCGGCAUCCAACUUUGUGUCAUCAGCUGCCCAGGGUGAGUCCAUAGCUACAACGUCUACUAAAGAUGCAAUAAAGUCACAGUCAACAUCCGUAGGUUCUGUGUCUGGUAAAGUUAUGGGCUUUGGAUCCUCUAUUUUCAGCUCAGCAUCUAAUUUAGUUACAUCAUCUACACAUGAUGAGCCUUCAGAAAUGCAGACUACUAUGCAGAAAGACCAUGCAUCACCGCAAGUCUCACCCAAACCAACAGUUGCUGAGACAAAAGGACCUCCUGCAACCAAGGUAGAAACUAAAUCAGAAAAGAAGACCAGUGAGAGUGAUGGCAGUGAACCAGAGAAAAUGGGUUCAAAAGAACAAGCUAAAACAGAGAAGAAACCAGAGGAAAAGACAGACAAGGCAGCAUCAAUGGCAACACAAAAACAAGAGGCCAAAACAGGCCAAAAUGAACCUCUGACCAUGAAAUCAGCAGAAAACACAGCUAUAAGGAAGCCUGAUGAGAAGACAGAUAAAAAAGCAUCUAAAGAACGUAUGCCUGAAGCAAAGGAAGAGAUUAUGAUAUCAGGUAAGGACUGUGAGUCAAAAGUAAAGGAUAGUGAGAGAUCAGAAGAAAAGCAAAUUGAUCAGAAAAAACAGGUGGUUACAAAACCAGAGAUUCGAAAGUCAGAGGAUGGAAAAAACAAAAUUGCUGAAGAUAAAGAUAAGGAUAGGCAAGUCACUCAAACACAGGGAACGAAUCAAGUGGAUAAAACAUUAGACAGUCCUAACUCCAAGGAUAUACCUCCCACAAAACUGACUAUACAGUCACCUCAGAAGAAGACCACAGAAGAAACUACAAAAACAGAUGUUUCAAAAUCUGUUAAAAGCAGCGCAGAAAUUGCUGCUCAAGUACAAAAACCUCCACAGGCCCAACCACCACCACCACCAACACAACAAAAGAGUACAACAGUCACUAAAGAGCCUAACAUCAACCAACAUAUACAAAAUCCUUCAUCACAAAAAUCUACAGAAGUUCCAAGUAAACCACCACAGCAAAUACCUAAAAGCCCUUCAAAAAUCCAACCACAAACUCAGACCGAAUCUCCAAAGCAGGAUUCUGGAUUCUUUGGCUUUAGCUUUGGUGGUGCUAAAGACAGAUCCCGAUCUCAGUCUCCAUCAACUCAGCCAGCAGAUGUGAGUGGGAAGGUGUUAGGUUUCGGCUCUUCCAUUUUUAGUUCUGCAUCAAGUUUUAUCACCUCAUCUGUAAAGGAUGAACCAUCUUCUGCAGUCACACCUACUCAAAAAGAACCUGCACCAAGCCAGCCGUCUAACAGGAAGCAGUCUGUAUCAAAUACUAAACCAGUAGUUGCAAAGAAGAUUGACAAUGUAAAAUCAGAUGAAGGAAAAGAAAGGAAAGGUGACAAUGAUGAUCACAAAAAAGAUGGCGAAAAGGUAGAUAGCAAAAAACACGAGGUGCAAAAUAUUGAACAAGUGAAGAUAGAACAACAAAUUCAAAAGUCUGCUGCAGCCAGUGAUUCUGCACAAAAAGAGCCAAGACCUCUAGCAGAGAAAACAGAAAAAACAGAACCUGUGAAACAUGUAGCCAAAUCAAUAGAUCAGAAAAUAUCUCCUGAAAAUAACACCACAGGCAGUAAGAUAUCCUUAGAUACAGCCAAAACAGCAGUGAGCAAGACACCCAUCACAACACCAGAUAAGCAAGCACAACCACAGAAUUUUAAGCAGCAGGUACCGGCACAACCUCAACAAUCACCAACCCCCUCUCCUGCAAAAUCUGUUCCACAAUCUCAACCAGGGCCUCCAAAGCAGGAAUCCAGCUUUUUUGGCUUCGGAUUUGGUGGGGGGAAAGAGGCUCCUAAAGUCACAUCUGCACCAAAGACUAAUGAGUCUGUAUCGGGAAUGCUGUUUGGUUUUGGUGGGGCAAAAGACACAGCUAGGUCCAGGUCACCUUCGCCUCAGCCCACAGGGUCUGUCUCUGGGAAGAUGUUUGGUUUUGGUUCCUCCAUACUCAGUUCAGCCACAAAUUUGAUGACUUCAGCCGCUCCGGAUGUGACACCCAGUAACCAGCCAACGCAGAAGGAGGCUUUGACAGCCCAGCCCUCACCUAAGAAAACAGGAGAAAAACCAGGACUGCAACAGAACCAAGAAAAAACUUCCCAACAGUCGGGAAAAACCCCAUUGCCAGAGUCAAAAGCAGGUCCGCCAGCUAAGACAGCCACAUCCUCAUGCCCACUCUGCAAAGUAGAUCUCAACAUAGGCUCCAAGGAAGCCCCCAACUUCAACACCUGCACUGAAUGCAAGAGUGUUGUGUGUAACCUCUGUGGAUUCAAUCCAGUGCCACACCUCACAGAAGUGAAGGAAUGGCUCUGCUUGAAUUGCCAGACACAACGGGCUCUUGGUGGCAUGGCACCUCCAGAGCCUCCCAAGGCGACGUCUGAUAAAGUCUCUGCAGUCUCUAAGCCGUUGGGCAAAGAUGCAACAGUUGUAGAUGCUAAAGAUAAGAAGGCUGUACCACCUGCAGUUGCCCAAGAAAAAGACAAAGGAAGUGAGAAACCAACCACAUCUGAAAACAAGCCCUCUGGUCAGAAAGCUGAACAGCCUGCCAUGAAAGCAGAGGCUUCUCCAGCAACUCCCUCAAAAGCAGAACCGCCCAAGCAAGAGUCUGGCUUGUUUGGCUUUAGUUUAGGUGGUCUCACAGACACUGCAAGAUCCAGGUCUCCGUCACCUCAACCUGCUGCUGAGGCAGUGUCUGGGAAGGUGAUGGGCUUUGGCUCUUCCCUGUUUAGCUCGGCAUCCAAUCUUAUCAGCUCUGCAGUCCAGGACGAGUCGACUCCCACACCACCUACAACCCGUAAAGAGUCUGUGUCAGCCCAGGGUCCUGCGAAGGCUCCACCAGCUGCAGAGGCUAAACAAUCUGUUGUGCAGAAACCAGAGGAGAGGAAGCCCGAGGGAAAGCCGGCAACGGAACCUCAGAAAAAAGAAUCUCAGUCAAGUCCAAACAGUUCAUCCUGUCCCCUAUGUAAAGUUGCCCUAAAUGUGGGCUCGAAAGAUCCUCCAAACUACAACUCUUGCACUCGAUGCAAAGCAACUGUAUGCAAUUUAUGUGGCUUUAAUCCAACGCCACACCUGACUGAGGCCAAGGAAUGGCUCUGUCUGAACUGCCAGAUGCAGCGAACUCCUGGACCUCCGAUGUCGCCGCAAGUCAGUAAAACACCCACACCAUCUCAGCCCCAACCCAAAACACCAUCUUCUCCUCAGAAGAAAGAAGCCAAACCCUCCGACAAAACGGAACCCACACCGCAGAAACUUCCUCCAAAGGAAGACCCUGGUAAACCACAACAACUGCCAAAAGGAGCAUCGUCUCCAGCCAAAACAUCUCCACAACCAGAAGCUAAACAGCCCAAGCAGGAGUCUGGCUUAUUUGGCUUUGGCUUUGGUGGUCUAACUGACACAGCUCGGUCCAGAUCUCCCUCACCACAACCUGCUGAGUCAGUGUCUGGAAAGGUUAUGGGCUUUGGCUCAUCACUGUUCAGCUCAGCAUCAAGCAUGAUCAACAUGGAGCCGACUCCCACACCACCUACAACCCGGAAAGAGUCUGUGUCAGCCCUGGGUCCUGCAAAGGCUCCACCAGCUUCAGAGGCUAAACAACCUGCUGUGCAGAAACCAGAGGAGAAGAAGCCUGAGACUCCUGUAAAGGCCACUGUCCAAACAGCUGCAGAGAGCAAACCACACACUGUUCAGAAACCAGAAAAGAAACAAAAUGAAAUGGAGGCAAAGGUUCCUGCACCAGAUAAAACGCCAACAGUUAAAAAGGAAGAACCUCCAUCCAGAUCUAAAGAAACGCAACCGGGUAAACCAGGGGUGAAGUCAUCUUGUCCUCUUUGCAAAGAAGACCUUAACAUUGGCUCAAAGGACCAACCCAACUACAACACUUGCACAGAAUGCAAAACUGUAGUUUGCAAUCUUUGUGGAUUCAAUCCAAUGCCUAAUGUUGCAGAGGUUAAGGAAUGGUUAUGUUUGAAUUGCCAAACACAGCGAGCCCUUCGUGGAGUGGAGCCCCCUCCGCCAAUUCCACAACAGGUGAAGAAAGCACCCACAGCUGAUGCUCAGAAACCACAGCAGCAAGACUCAGGGAAACCUCAACAGAAGCCUGCAGAAGGACCUACUCCGGCUAAACCUGUGGCGGCGAAGGCAGCGGAGCAACCCACACAAGAGGGUGGUUUCUUUGGAUUUGGAUUUGGAGGAGCAGUAGACAAAGCACGGUCUCGGUCACCAUCUCCUCAACCCACAGAGGCAGCGGGGAAGGUUUUUGGGUUUGGCUCCUCCUUCCUCAGCUCUGCGUCUAAUUUGAUCUCAUCUGCAGUACAGGAUGAGACCCCUCCAACACAGCCCUCGUCGCGAAAAGGUUCCAUCCAACCUCAGACUCCAUCCCAACCAGCUUCAAGAAAGGGAUCAGUACAGGCCCAAACUCCAUCUCAGCCUCCCUCCAGGAAGGGUUCUGUUCAACCACCACCUUCAUCUAAGGCUCCUCCUGAAAAAGAUAUUAAGCCAUCAGUUGCACCUGAUCAGAAACCAGAUGAUAAGAAAACAGAGGAAAUAAAACCAGAGGAAAAGAAAAUUGAGGUGGUUCCACCAGCAAAGACACCUUCAACACAGUCAGCAGAAUCAGUCUCUGGGAAAGUUUUUGGAUUUGGCUCUUCCUUCCUCAGUUCUGCCUCUAAUUUGAUAACUUCUGCAGUCGAGGAUGAGUCUCCGUCACAACCAGCUUCAAGAAAGGGAUCAGGACAAGUCCAACCUCCAUCUCAUCCACCAUCGCAGCCUCCUUCCAGGAAGGGCUCUGUCCAACCACAAUCUCCAGCUAAGGUUCCUGUGGCAACAGACACCAAGCCAUCUGUUCCAUCUGAUCAGAAACCAGAGGAUAAGAAACCAGAGGAAGUAAAACCAGAGACAAAGACAAUAGAACAGGCUCCACAAGCCAAGGCACCCUCUACGCAGACUGAAGAAUCAGUCUCUGGGAAGGUGUUUGGAUUCGGCUCGUCCUUCCUGAGCUCUGCCUCUCAUAUGAUCUCGUCUGCAGUACAAGAUGAGAAGCCUCCAACACCGCCCACUUCACGAAAGGGCUCUGUUCAAUCUCAGGCCCCUUCCCAACCAGCUUCAAGAAAGGGAUCAAUACAGGCCCAGCCUCCAUCUCAGUCUCCAACGCAGUCUCCCUCCCGGAAAGGUUCUGUCCAACCGCAAACUCCAACCAAGGUUCCUCCUGCAACCGACAGCAAGCCGUCAGAUGUAUCAGAUCAGAAACUAGAGGAUAAGAAACCAGAGGCAAUAAAGCCAGAGACAAAGACCAUAAAAGAGGCUCCAUCCUCAGCUAAGCCUGAAGAAUCAGUCUCUGGCAAAGUCUUUGGAUUCGGCUCUUCCUUCCUGAGCUCUGCUUCUAGUAUGAUUUCGUCUGCAGUACAAGAUGAGAAGCCUCCAACACCGCACACUUCACGAAAGGGCUCUGUUCAGUCUCAGUCCCCUUCCCAACCAGCUUCAAGAAAGGGAUCGAUACAGGCACAGCCACCAACACAGUCUCCCUCCAGAAAGGGUUCUGUCCAACCGCAAACUCCAACCAAGGUUCCUCCUGCAGUAUCAGAUCAGAAACUAGAGGAUAAGAACCCAGAGGCAAAGACAAUAAAAGAGGCUCCAUCCUCAGCUAAGCCUGAAGAAUCAGUCUCUGGCAAAGUCUUUGGAUUUGGCUCUUCCUUCCUGAGCUCUGCUUCUAAUCUGAUCUCGUCUGCAGUACAAGAUGAGAAGCCUCCAACACCACCCACUCCAAGAAAGGGAUCAAUACAGGCCCAGCCUCCAUCUCAGUCUCCAACACAGUCUCCCUCCAGAAAGGGUUCUGUCCAACCGCAAACUCCAACCAAGGUUCCUCCUGCAACCGACAGCAAGCCAUCAGAUGUAUCAGAUCAGAAACUAGAGGAUAAGAAACCAGAGGCAAUAAAAUCAGAGGCAAAGACAAUUAAAGAGGCUCCAUCCUCAGCUAAGCCUGAAGAAUCAGUCUCUGGCAAAGUCUUUGGAUUUGGCUCUUCCUUCCUGAGCUCUGCUUCUAGUAUGAUCUCGUCUGCAGUACAAGAUGAGAAGCCUCCAACACCACCCACUUCACGAAAGGGCUCUGUUCAGUCUCAGUCCCCUUCCCAACCAGCUUCAAGAAAGGGAUCGAUACAGGCCCAGCCUGCAUCUCAGUCUCCAACGCAGUCUCCCUCCAGAAAGGGUUCUGUCCAACCACAAACUACAGCCAAGGUUCCUCCUGCAACAGAUGGCCAGACUUCAGUUGCAUCUGAUCAACAAGCAGGGGAUAAGAAAACAGAGGGCAUGAAACCAGAGGCAAAGAAAAUGGAGGAGGCAUCAGCCAAGGCACCCUCAACUCAGCCUGCAGAAGCAGUAGCAGGAAAGGUUUUUGGAUUUGGCUCCUCCUUCUUCAGCUCUGCCUCUAAUUUGAUAAGCUCUGCGGUCCAGGAUGAGACUCCAUCCCAACCAGCUUCAAGAAAGGGAUCAGUACAGGCCCAGCCUCCGUCUCAGCCUCCGUCUCAGCCUCCCUCUAGAAAAAGCUCUGUUCAAUCCCAAGCUUUGCCUAAAGUUCCUCCUGCAACAGACGGCAAACCAUCCAUGGCAUCUGCCCAGAAAACAGAGGAAAAGAAACUGGAGGCAAAGAAAGAAGAGGCACCAUCAGCCAAGGUACCUCCGCCUCCAACUGCAGAGUCCAAACCAAAAGGUUUUGGAUUCGGUUCCUUCCUUAGCUCGGCCACCAACUUGAUCACAUCAGCUGUUCAGGAUGAGGCACAAGAAAAUAAACCAGAGGCAAAGAAAGUAGAUGAGGCUUCCCAGGGCAAGGAACCACCAGGACUCACUUCCAGAACAGCUCAACCAUGUCCAUUGUGCAAAGUGGAGCUUAACAUAGGCUCAAAGGAGCCUCCUAAUUAUAACACUUGCACACAGUGCAAGUCUACUGUCUGUAACCUUUGUGGAUUCAAUCCAAUGCCACAUGUCACAGAGGUUCAGGAGUGGCUCUGCUUGACAUGUCAGAUGCAGAGGGCAACUGCUGGAAUGGAACCACCUGGGCCACCCAUGAUGAAACCUCUGCCACAACCUGUGAAGGCUGCUGCUGCAUCACCACCCCAAAAGAAAGAAGUCCCUGCUACCACAACACCACAACCAAAGGAGCCUGCAGCUCCAGCAUCACCUAAAGUCAAAGCUGCCCCUGUGCCAUUACCACUGAAUACUGCAGAGGCUGCACCACCUCCUAAAAAGGGUGAGACAACCCCACCGGCCUCACCUAAAGUGAAGGAGGCACCAACACCACCUUCCCCAAAACUGAAAGAUGCUCCUGCACCAGCAUCACCAAUAAAAGAUGUGGCGGACGCUGGAAGAAGGCAGUCAACCCCAGGUGUUUCAAGAGAAGCUAGUGAAACUGGAUCUCCAAACAGAAGACAGUCCUCCCCAGCUCCAGCAGCAGCUACACCAGGGUCACCUCUUGCAGGCUCUUCCCAAAGGCAGCCGGCCCCGGUGAGGAAAGCAAGCAUGGAUGCUGGUGCCCCAGGGCGCAAGCUGUCGUCUGCAGGAGCAUCCCCUCCUCCAGCUUCACCACCAGCAACUCCUCAAGGCAGGAGGCCAUCCAGCCCAGCAUUACCACCCAGCCCAGGUUCACCAAAGACUAAACAGGCUCCAACUCCUGGGUCUCCAAAACUGAAAGAAGCUCCCGCACCACCCUCACCAUUAACAAAGGAUGACGCAGAUGCAGGUUCCCCAAGCAGGAGACAGUCCUCCCCUGCAGUACCUGCUAAGCCAGCUUCACCUACAGCAGCAGCACUUAGAAGACAGUCAUCACCAAUCACCAAAUCGACGGAACAACCAGUAACACCACAGACACCUCCACAAAAGCAGCCCAUCAAACAGGAACAGCCAGUGCAGGCACCAACUAAACCCACUACCACAACACAAGACGAAGCAACUAAACAAGAACCAGGAUUCUUUGGAUUUGGAUUUGGUAGUAAGGCCAAACCAAAAGAACAGCCUCCUCCCGCCCCUGCAAAGCCUGCAGAGUCCGCUACUGGGAAACUGUUCAGCUUUGGAGGUCUCACAGACACUGCACGGUCUCGCUCACCUUCACCUCAGCCAGCAGAAUCAGUUUCAGGGAAGGUCUUUGGCUUUGGUUCAUCUAUCUUCAGCUCUGCAUCCAACCUGAUAUCAGGUCAGGAUGAGCCAUCUCCUACUCCACCCACUUCCCGUAAAGCAUCUGUGGCAUCGCAGGGUGCCACUAAGCCACCUAUAGUAGCAGAAACGAAACCACCUGCUGCACAAAAACCAGAAGUUAAGAAACCAGAGGCUGUGUCAGAGAAGGGAGCACCUGUGGCUCCUACCAAAACGGAUGAAACUCCAUCCAAACCUGCAGAGACAAAACUUCCAACAGCACCAACAGAAGGCUCUUGUCCACUUUGCAAAGUGAACCUUAACAUAGGCUCCAAGGAUCCUCCAAACUACAACACUUGUACUGCAUGCAAGAAUAUGGUGUGUAAUCAGUGUGGAUUCAAGCCUAUGCCACAUGGAACUCAGGUUGACGAGUGGCUCUGUCUGAACUGUCAGAUGCAGAGGGCCCUUGGUGGCAUGGAGCCUCCUGGCCCACCUAUGAAGAUGUCUCCGGCUCAACCAAGCAAAGUCUCGGCUCCACCUUCAGCACAGACAAAAGAAACUCCACCCAGUGCAGGACAACCAGAACAGAAACCGCCUGCGGUGGCUGAAAAACCACCAGCGCUACCCUCUGCUGCUGCCGCAAAGCCACCUGCUGCUGUGGCACCGGCACCACCAGCCCCACAGCAAAAAGUGGCUGCAGAACCUCAGGCUGGGAAACCUCCUCCGCAGCAACCUCCAAAAGGGCCAACGCCACCCCCUGCAAAGGCAGCACCUCCCGCUCAGCCAGAACCUCCCAAGAAAGAUUCUGGAUUCUUUGGGGGCUUUGGUUUUGGUGGAGCAAAAGAGACUCCAAAAUCCCAGCCGGCACCUCCACCCAAGCCAGAAGAAUCGGUUGCUGGCAAGUUCUUUGGGUUUGGAGGUCGCCCAGACACUGCUCGAGCUCGAUCUCCUUCUCCACAACCUGCCGAGUCUGGUGUGUCUGGAAAGGUUAUGGGCUUUGGGUCAUCACUGUUCAGCUCAGCAUCAAGCAUGAUCAACAUGGAGUCGACUCCCACACCACCUGCAGCCCGUAAAGAGUCUGUGUCAGUCCAGGGUGCUCCAAAGGCUCCACCAGCUACAGAGACUAAACAACCUGCUUUGCAGAAACCAGAGGACAAGAAACCUGCCGCGCCUGCUCAGGCUCCUGCAAAACCUCCAGUGAAGCCAACCGAAGCCCCAGCUCCUACAGGAGCCAAAACAACGUCCUGCCCACUUUGCAAAGUGGAUCUCAAUAUUGGGUCCAAGGAUGCUCCCAACUACAACACCUGUACGGAGUGCAACAACACAGUGUGUAACCUUUGUGGAUUCAACCCUAUGCCACAUCUUGGCCAGAAGGAGUGGCUCUGUCUAAAUUGCCAGACCCAAAGGGCGCUCGCUGGACAGCUGGGUGGAGGGGAGAAGAUUGCAGCACCACAGCCUGUGCCUGUGAAAGCGGAAAAGCAGCAGCCAGCACCUCUUCCAGUCCAGCCUGCUGCCACCAAAGGGCCUGCAGCACCCGCCCCUACUCCUGCUGCAGCCAAACCAGCGCCCCCCAAAGAGGAAGCCGUACCCACUAAGGAGACAGAGCUCCCUGCUUCAGCUGCUCCAGCUGCAGCUGUACCUGCAGCAGUGCCCAAGGAUGCCCCUGUUACUGCUGCCACUCCGGCGGCAGAAUCAGUGCCCAGCAAACCACAAGCUGUGCCGCCUGCCUCGGCUGCUCCGACUGCUGGUGCUGAGAUGGCACCCAAGGAGCAAGCUGAGGCUGUGGCGACAGUCAAGAAGGAGGCAGACAAGGCAGUGGAGCCUGGAAAGGCAGUCCAACCAGAGAAGGUUCUUGCUGAGCCAGCUCAAACUAACAUUCCCACUGCCGAGCUUAAGCCAGCAGUGGCUGUUCCUCAGGUUCAACAGGUAGUGCAUGCUGUGUCUGGUGACGUUGAUGUUGAUGUCUGUGCCGUCCAUGUCCUUGAUGUUGUUGAUGUCCUUGUCAAAGAGGAUGACAGAGACAAGGAAGUCCUCGCAGAGGAACAUCCUGACAGAAAUGGGGAGAUCAUGGAGCCUGUAGAUAGACCUACAGGAGACUUGGAGAUCAAACAACCGAUAGAUGAUGAGGGACAGCACAAGUCAGUGGACAAAACAGCAGAAUUGAUUGACACGACCACAGAGUCUUCAGAGCUUUCUGUGGAAGAGCAGUCUGGAACAGACCUUGAAUCUCCUGAGGCGGUUUGUGAUGCAGGAGAAAAGCCUGAGGUACAUUAUAACAAGGAGAAUGUCCCUGGGGGUGGAAGUGAGGAAGUGUCUGUAGUUAGUCAGAAAACUACUGAAAUUAUAUGUGGAGUGGAGGAGGCAGAGAUAUGUAAUGGAAAGACUGACCUGUAUUCCACCACUUUAGAUGAAGAGGCUAUGGUGCCGGUCUAUGGAUCAAAAGAUGAAUCUGAAAUUCAACCACAAGUCCCCUCCGAUCAAAGUGUUAAGGAUGAAGUCCUUACCACUGACGUAAAGGACCCAAGAGUACGGGACAUCAUGCGGAUCUCUCCAGAAUCAUAUAGUUCUGCUGAGGAAGAACUAAGGACCAUACAGCAAGUCAGUGAAGAGGAUUCAAAGCCUAUGACCACAGAGAAACUGCAAACUCAAACCUCUGUCACAAGAAGGCGGUUAGAAUACAUAGAGGACAGUAGUGAGACGGAUUCCUCAUCUAAACUGCAUAGGAGAAGCUCUGCAUCCUCAAUCAGUGAAGAACUGAAAGCAGAUACUCCUGACUCAAUUGAUGAUGAGGAAUUCAUUCGAGGACAGCUCUUGGAAAUGGGGGCUGAUAUGGACUUAACACCAUCUGAAGAAGACCUCAGUGCAAGGAAAGACGCCGCUCUGGAGACAACGGAUGCUGCCACAGAGAAGCCAAAACGUGUGCUUAAAAGACUCAGCGUUGAACUUAUCAGUCCAGAUAAAAGCCUAUCAUCAGAGGAUCUUGAUUCUGAGCAAAUUCAUGUAAUUCCUCUUUCUCAAACAGUAAGCAGAGAGGAUAUGGAUGCUUCAAUUGACACCACAGCAUAUGCUAAGGCCAUUGAUACUAGCAGUGUAAUUGUUGCUAUGGCAGACAAUGGAGCUCCACGGCGACAGAGCACUGAGGAAGCUGAUGUAUCAGUAGGCAGUAUGGUGGAAUCAAUAAGUGAGCGCUCAAAAGGUGAUGCAUCCUCCAGUCUCCAAGCCUCUAGCUUUACACCAGGGACAGCUUCACCCACGUCUGUGUCUUCUCUUGAUGAAGACAGUGACAGCAGUCCAAGACAUAGGCGGAAAAGUGGAGAGGGCAAGCACAAGAAAGCCAAGCAGCGACAGCACGGUGUUGGACUUCCUACCAUUGAGGACUCAUCUGAGGAGGAAAUGCUUGGAGAUGGAGAUCAGGAAACACUUGCUGAAGCUGAUCAGAGCAAGAAGGUAUUGAGGAAAGGCAAAAGAGAUAAAGAAGAAUUGCUCAGGACAUCUGGAUCAGAAGUCUCACCGAGCAUUGAAUCUGAAGCUGAAAUUCCCAAAGAGACACCUGAAGUAAUGGCAAUAGAGCCCUCUGUCUAUCCAUGUAUUCCACCUGAAGAUCAACAACUAGAGAAAGCUCUAAAGAGUGCAGAUGACGCUUAUGAAGAAAUGAUGCGAAGUGUUCGGGCUAGGCAGUCCAGAACGAGUAUCACACAUAGUGAGGUUGAACCUUUGUAUGGUGGAAUGUCUAUUGAAGACUAUGCAUAUGAGUCAUUAGUUGAGGGGCCGUCUCGCACUGACCAAGAGUCAGAGGCAAGCAGACUUGCAGUGCAAGAGUCUAUGAAAAAGUUAAGAACCCCUGAAGAAGUGUAUGAAGAAAUGCUGAAAAAUGGAAAAUUAACAAGUCCUUCUUCAGAACCUGAUACUUGCUAUGUGACAAUGGCAGGAAGUGAAGGACAGCCAUACUUAGAGGCACAACUAGAAGGACUGACACCUGGAACAAGUCCCUCACAGACAAGUCCAGUCUCUCCAGUGUCUCUAACAUAUUCCCCAUCAUAUGACUCUCCUCAUGCAAGUGGAGAAGAGCAAGUGGCUCAGGAAGAAGAGCUACCAUUAGAUUUGAGUCCAGUUCGAACAACAACUCUUUUCCCAAUUCCCGAUCUAAGGAUCAUUCAGUGCUCCUCUGGUGAAGAAGAGGUCGAGGAAGGUGACAGUAGUAGCUACGAUCCUCAGGUUUCCGCAAGUGCAGACAGUUCUGAGCCUGAAGUUGACUUGGAAAAUCAAGUUGUAGUCUCUGUGUCACCUCCAGCUGAGGCCACCGUAGAUACAGAGCCUAUAUCGGUUGUCUGCGCGGUGCCCACACCUACGCCUAUAGCAAAACCAGCUAUAGUCCUCCCAGUACAAGACACAGUUCUUUCACCAGAGGUGUCACCAUCUUCUUCAUCUCCAGAUUCAAGUUUGUCAAUGACUACAGCCGCCUCAUCCUCACCACUGUCUGAUCAUACUCCAAUCUCCCAAGCUCCAGUGGUAAUUCCAAUCCCAGACUCUGAAGCAGACAUGUCUGACCAAAAACAACCCUCUGCAGUUGCAGCAUUGAAAGAGAAAGUUGCAGCUCCAAUUCCACCACCUGCUCCACCAAAGGUUUCUGCUCCAACUCCUGUUUCAAAAGUAACUUCUGCUCCACCUCCCAAGCCAGUCAUAGUUUCCAUACCUGAUGUUGUAUCGCCUCCAGUACCAUCUUCAAUUACAAAGCCAGUUGUAAAACCCAAACCAGUCGCACCAUUACCACCAACAGGUAUGGCAGCAGUGUCAAAACCUGCUGUUAUGACACCCAGUCCUGCCCCAAUAACUUCGGCUUUACACCAGGUUGCAGCUUCUGCUCAACAACCAGCACCAUCAGUUCAACCCUCAGCCACAAGUCCAGUUAUUGUCCAAAUGCCAGAUCUCGUUUCAUCACCAACCUCAACUCCAAGCCCAGGUCCUCCUCCUCAACCACCCUCUAUGCCUGUACCUCAGUCAGUUCAGGCAGAUGUUCCCAUUCAGGCUGCAGCACCAACACAGGGAGCUGCUCCAUCACCAGUUUCUGCACAUAGGCCAGUUGUAGCUCCUAAGCCCCAGCAAGUCCCAGUAGUUGUACAGAUGCCAGAUUUGGUUUCUGCUUCGUCUCAGGUUGCAGUUCCCUCACCACCUCCUGUUACUGCAGUUGCUUCAGCUGAGGCUGCAGCUCCAACAACUCAAACCCCUGUCUCAGUCUCCAUACCAAUGCCAUGUCAAAGUCCAACAGCAGAAGAGUUAAAUGCAGCUGUCCCCAUAGCUCAGAGACAGCCACCGGUACCUGCUUUGACUACUUCUGUCUUACAGCCACAGGCUGUAGUGGCUUCAGCUUCAGCUGUUGUGCCAGAUGUACCACCUACAGCAGUCCCAGUAGUGUCCCCAACUAUAACUACUACUGUAGCAUUUGGCACACACCCACUGCAGUCUGUGGUGGUGGACAUUCAAUCUGGAAUCGAAGGAGUGCAACCACCAGCAACUGCUCUGUCUUCCACACCCUCACAGAUACUACCAACUGUACAGACCACACAAGGGCAUGUUGUAAUCAUAGUCCCCCGUGGUGCUUCAUUCGAGAACAUAUCAGUGGUCAACCAGACAGCACAAGAGAUUGUUGCAAAUUCUAUUGCGUUAGCAGCUGCUGGUGCACGUAAUGAGAUAAGCACUGCAGUAUCACCUGAAAAGACAGUGACUCCACAGCCCAUCACAGCAGCAGCAGAAAUCAAGGCCCAGCCUGUUCCUGUGUCAACUACACCUCCCACAUCGGUGGUGGUGGAGUCUCCAGCGGAAGCUCCGGUAGUGAAACAAAUGGUCACUCCUGCUCCUAAGCCUGUACUUCCACCUCCAGUUCCUCCCAAGCCCACAUGCAUUCCAGCUGGGUUAAAAUUCACUCACAGGCCAGGAGAAAUUGUUCAUCCACCACUCUCUCCUCAGCCCGUUCCUACUCAAAAGGUUAUGCCUGACAUUCCUAAAGCUGCUACAUUACCAAGGACCAGAGAACCACCCAAUGCUCUGUCUUUUAGUCUGACAACCCCUGCUCAGUCUAAGCUAAGUGCCACAUCUCCUAAAUCUCCUAUAUCACCCAGAUUUGCAAAAUGCUUGGAGACCUAUGUGGUCAUCACUUUGCCAUCAGAGCCAGGGUCACCUGUCGAAGGAAUAACCACCCAAGCUCCUCUACGACGUGGAUCUCUCCCAACUGCAAGUCGUCCUGCAGGGUCGGUUUCAUCGGCGCCACUGCCAAAACCAAGACCACAGCAAACUCCAUUACCACCUGCACCAGUUUCCCAAACAGAACAAGUCUUGGCUGCAUCCAAAGAUACACAACAAGUGAUAUCAGCUCCAUUUCCACAACCAAGACCCGAAGAAGCAGUUAUGCAAGUGGUGGCUAAACCCAAACCAGUGCAACCAGUAACUAUAGAAAUGGAGGAAGUGGUGGCAGCUCCACCUAUGCCACCCCCUCAACCUUUGGAAAGUGCUCCACCUCUGGCAAGAACACAACCCAUAGCCCCAGAGCUUUCAGAGCCAGUGAUGCCCCCACCAGUGCCAAUGCUACCUGUGGCUGCACAGCCUCAGAUACUACAACAACCAGUUGCAUUUGUGCCUGACCAGGCCAUGUUGCAGGAUGUUCAGCAAGUACCAAUGCAUCCAGUCCCAACAGUACCUGCUCAGACCAUAUUACCAGCACCAGGUCUACCUGAGGUUGCUCCAACGGUACCCCCACCGGCUGUUUCCCCUAUGGUUGUUGCAACUGUACCACUGCAGCCUGUUUCACCAAUGAUUCCCCUGGAUGUGCCGCCACCACCACCACCGAUUUCUCCUGCAAUUGCCCAAAUGGUUCCUCCACUACCACCAUUGCCCCACAUGGUCCCACCACCGCCUAUGUCACCAGCAGUUGGCCAAAUGGUUCUCCCAACACCUCCAGUUGCCCAAAUGGUUCCCCCAUCUGUUUCACCAGUGGUUGCCCAGAUGGUUCCACCACUACCGCCAGUUGCCCAAAUGGUUCCAACACCAUCUCCUGUUGCCCAAAUGGUUCCCCCACCUGCUUCACCUUUGGUAGCUCAAAUGGUUCCUCCACCAUCUGUUUCACCUUUUGUCCCCCAAACGAUAUCACCUCAACCAUCAUCUGUUCAAUCCAUAUCGCCACAAUUGUUUUCACCAGUUGCACAGACAAUAUUACCACAGCCCGUAUUGCCUGUUGUUUACCAGACAGUAUCACCACAGCAAGUUCCACCUGUAGCUCUUCAACCAAUAUCACCCCAGCCAGUCCCACCUGUUGCUGUUCAACCUGUAGUCCCGCAACCAAUUCUAGCUGUAGCUGCUCAGAGUGUUGCCGCACAAUCAGUUGUACCUGUUGCUGUACAACCUGUAUUGCCACAACCUGUUGUACCUGUGGCUGUUCAGCCUGUAGCAGAACAACGGAUUUCUAUUGCUGUAGAACCCAUAGCACAUCAACAACCAGUUGCUAUGGUUCAGUCUGUGUCACCCCAACCAGUAGAGUUCAUUGCAUCUGAACUGAUGCCACAGCAGCCAGUGGCAACUGUUGUUCCUCAAUCGAUGAUACAGCAACAGACAAUGUCACCUGUGCCUGCCCAGCCCAUGUUCCAGCAAGAGCUAGUAGGACAGGUAAUAUCACAGCCUGUGGCACAGCAACCACCAAUGGCUCCUGUGGCUGCUGCAGCUCUGCCCCAAGAACAAAUGGCAUAUGUACAGGCUCCACAGGCAAUGCAACAACAGCCUUUGUUGGACCAACAACCACCCUCAUUUGUUCCUUCUGCUGCAGCCCCUCAGUUUGCACCACCAGAACAACGGCCUGAACCUGUGCAACCAGGUGCAUAUACUCAAUAUACUCAACCAUCAGAAAGUCAAGACAUUCCAACAAUGCCACCACCUCCCGUUACAUUUACACAAGUUACAAAGUCCAUCGCAAGUGAGGAAAUAAUUGGGCCCGAAAAAGUAGUUUCAAGCGUCAGUCAAAUGUACUCUGCAAUUUCAACUACCGAGCAGCAACCUGAAGCCAUGCCCAAGGUCGUGACCCAGGUUGUUACAACAGAGGUACAGAGGACCACAACAGUUUCAGUUGUACAGGAAAUAGUGCCUGAGGAACCUGCCCCAGUAGCAGUGCCCAUGGAACCAGAGGUCACCCCCAUCAUUGUUGAAUCAAAGCCAAAGCAGAAUGGAAGGAUUCACUACCCUGGAGAUGUAAUAGAUCUUUGCACUUCAAAAGUAAGCAUCACCAUGACUGAUAAAGGCAUGGAUUUGACAGCUCCUGAUUCCAGCCGACAGUCAUUCUCAAGUGAUUCCAGUGGACGGCAGUCGACGGCUGUUCAGCCAGAGGUGGUGAAUCUUAGCCCCGCUGUCACACCAGUCACAACACUCUCUGUUGUGACAGACAGCAUCACAAUUGUCACUUGCUCUGCCACCAUCUCUUCAUACAACACCACUUCGGAAAAACCACUGGAUUUGGGCAGCGCUACCUCUAUGCCUCUUCCACUCACAACAUACAUGCCAUGCAAGCCAGUUUCACAAAUAGUAUACAGAACAGUAAGCUCUCAACCUAAGCCCAUAGCAGCCGCCACUGAAAUCCCUGUGAAUCUGUCCUAUGGGGUCGUAGACAGCAUGGCCAGUGCAACAACACCAGUGACAAUGGCACCUGAAAGUAUAAUGAGUGACACUACUGGAGUCCCCCCUCUAAUUCCUGCCCACACAGAAGCAUAUGCAACAGCCGUAGACCUCAGUACAUCGAAGCCAAUAAUAGUGUCUCUCACCACCUCCUCGGGUGUAGUGACUACAGUUGUGGAGGAUGCUGGGACCCCUGUCGAUCUCACUGCUGGACGAAGAGCUGUCUGCUGUGACGUCAUCUACAACCUUCCGUUCGCAGGGACCUGUAGAGGGCAACAGCCUACUCCCACACCUCCCGAUAAUCGUUUUGGCUACAGAGAUGAUCACCAGUAUGGAACUGCCACCACUCUUGGCAUUUCUGAACCCACAAACUUGAGAAUGUCAGUGUCAGACAGCAAUUUUGCUGAGGCUGGAUUCUAUGAUGGUAGCAAAAGGAUGGAUUAUCAGAAUGGAGCUUCUGAUGGUGCCAUAGACUUGACAUCAGCUACUAAAAUGUCUACAGAUGAAGCUUUGGACUACUCAAGCAAAGGCACCCGAGCCAUUACCUCAAUUACAACUGCACAUUACACACAGAGUGUGCUAAGGUCCACAAAUGGCAUUGUUUACUCAUCUGUACCUGAACCUGUCCCAUCAACAUAUGCAAUAACAACUCAGCCAGGGUCAGUAUUUAGUACAACAUAUAAUGAUCUGGUUGCAGUACCCCCAACCACAACAUUGGAGGCAUUCUCAACCUUACAAAACAUCCCCUCUCCUUAUGGAUUCAUACCAGUGACAGCCGGUGGCCAGAUUAUUUCACAAGAAACUGGAUUCCCCAAAGAAAUGCUGCCAACAGUCCUUGCCAACCUCUUCCCUGGGAUGGCCCCCUAUCCUGAAAUAUAUUCUGAUGCCACCCUUGAAGCCAUUGCUGCUUCACUGGAUACUUUGCUCUCCCCGAACUUCCCUGGUUUUGAGGACAGCAAGAACCCACAGUACCAUGCUGAACGAGAGUUUCUUGAGUUGGAGAAGCUGAAGCAACUGUGCCUUGCUGAAGAACUUGAGUGGGAGAGGCAAGAGAUCCAGAGGUUCAGAGAGCAGGAGCAGCUGAUAGUUCAGAAGGAGCUUGAGGAGUUGCAGACCAUGAAACAACAACUUCUGUUGCAGCAGGAAGAGGAGCGUCAAGCCCACCUGAUCCUGCAACAGGAGACCUUUGUCCAGCAGCAGAUGCAACUCGAGCAGAUCCAACAACUUCAACAUCAGCUGCAGCAACAGUUGGAGGAGCAGAAAAUAUACCCCUAUGGCCGAGACACACUGGGUAAAGAUGCAAACAUACUGGACCAGCAAUAUACAGGCAAGGGCGAUGGACAGUAUUGGCCAGUCAAGGAUGAAAACUCCACACCUGUACCUGGCCAAGACCAUCAGUUAAGUGGGGUAUGGGGCACUGCUCCCACUGAAGGCAUUCCAGCUUCUGCAAGAGUCAGUAAGGAUGGUAAAGCUGACACAAUGCUCGCAGUCAGUGGAAAGAAAAUCAUUGACAGUGGCGUGCAAACAGAUGAUGAGGACAGUGCCGAGAAGCCAUGUCCCGGUAGGAGAAGAAGGGGUAAGAAGAGUGUGGACAGUUGUAUCCAGACUGAUGAUGAGGACCAGGAGGAAUGGGAAACCCCUGUCAGAAGCAGGCGGAGGUCUCGAACAAGUAAAUAUGGAGAUGCUGAGAAGGGGAAGUCUUCUAAGGUCUCCAGUAUUGCCAUCCAGACAGUAGCUGAGAUUUCAGUCCAGACUGAUCAUUCAGGCACUCUCAAGCGUUCACCUGUGCGGGCCCACCUUGAUACUAAAGUCGAUUUCCCUGGGGCUGGAAGACAGCUCAGAGGAGAGGCUGAGUCUGACUCUGAUGAAACAUCAUCACAGAGAGGGCUCCCAGGUCCAAUAGAAAUAACCACCCAUCUCAAAACGGAUGGCUCUACCUGUACACAAAAGUCCCCCAAAGUUCUGUAUUCCCCUGUCUCUCCUAUGUCUCCAAGUAAAUCUAUUGAAUAUAGUAAAUCAGGAAAAGGCCAAAAGAUGCUCACCGUUGACCACUCCAGACAUUCCCCGAGCAGCCCAAGAUCCUUGAAGCCCUCACAGAGAUCCCUGUCUGACAAGGCUCUGAGCCCAACUACUGAGGACCGAAUGACAUCAACCUACCACUAUGCUGAGAGCUACUCUAGCAAAGGAUCCCAGAGUGGCACCCCUUAUGGUUCCCAGAAGAAAGUGAAACGUACCCUGCCACACCCUCCACCAGAGGAAGAGACAGUUGUUGGACCAUCCGGGUACAGCACUGGCUCUGCUCGAAGAAGGAUGUGCAGGAAUACAACUUUGGCUCGUGCCAAAAUUCUGCAAGACAUCGACAAGGAACUCGACUUGGUCGAGAGAGAGUCCUCCAAGCUCCGCAAGAAGCAAGCAGAACUUGAUGAGGAGGAGAAGGAGAUUGAUGCCAAACUCCGUUACCUGGAGAUGGGCAUUAACCGUAGGAAAGAUGUCUUGCUGAAAGAGAGGGAGAAGCGAGAGAGGGCUUACUUGCAAGGUGUGGCAGAGGAAAGAGACUACAUGUCUGACAGUGAGGUCAGUAAUAUCAGGGAGGCAAGACGCAAUGGCCGUGGACUUGAGAGGCCAAGGACUGCUCCGCAGUCCGAGUUUAACCAGUUCAUCCCAGGCCAAGCUGAUGCUGAAUCCCAGUACGGAGAAUACUACCAGUAUGCCCCUCAAACUCAAGCCGACAGCCAUUACAGCCCUCAGCAAACAUUGUACCAGCAGCAGUCUGUGUACCAUCAACAAGUAUCCCCCUAUCAGACCCAGUCUGUCUACUCAUCAGUGCCCAGUCUUCAGCAGUCCCCCCAAUCAGGCUAUCAGCAUGCUUCCCAGCUGAUGCUGAUGCAGCAAAAACCAAGACCAGAACAUGAGCCCAAGAUCACCACCAACUAUGAAGUCAUACACAACCAGCCACUCUUGAUGGUCCCUUCCUCCACUGACAGCACAUACGGUGUUUCUCAGCUUGGAGGAAAGUACAGCAACCUUGAUCUUAGAAUGGCUCUGGAGGAGAGGGGUAGCAUGGCAAGCAGCCCAAUGUCCAGUAUAUCAGCUGAGUCUUUCUACACAGACAUAGACCACCACAAUGCCCGGAACUAUGUUCUGAUUGACGACAUUGGUGAACUCACAAAGGGCACGUCUGGACUUGGUGCCAGUUUCACCAUUCCCGAUAAAGACAUGACUAAAGCCGACCGUCUGCUUCGUGCAGCGGAGGUGAGACGCACGGCAGAGGUAGCAGACUUCCUGGGUAGUCAAGGUAGACUAGCCUAUGGGAAGACUGAGGAGGACACAAUGGAGGAACCAUAUGAACUGAAACUCCUGAAACAACAGAUUAAGCAGGAGUUCCGGCGAGGUACAGAGGGCCUGGACCCCCUCACUGGUUUACCACAUUACUUGCCUAGUGACAGCAGCUAUAGACACUUUCCAAAGUCAGAGAAAUACAGCAUUGGCAGACUCACCUUGGAGAAGCAAGCUGCCAAACAACUCCCUGCAUCUGUCAUAUACCAAAAGCAGCUAAAGCAGAAAAAGGCUGCUCUCAUGGACCCCAAAAUUACAAAGUUCUCCCCAAUUCAGGAGAAUAGAGAUGUAGAACCAGAUUACAGUCAUUUUUUAGCAUCAACCGGGUCCUCGGUGGGUGGGCUGGCCACCAGGGCUCGGCUUCUACAAGACGAGAUUACGUUUGGAUUGAGGAAGAACGUAGCAGAGCAACAGAAAUACCUGGGCUCUACUUUAGGCGCUAACCUGGCGCAGUCUUUAAACUUGGGACAGUCUCUCAACCUCAGCCCAGGGUUGAGAUCAUCAUUGCAAGACGACGGUGGCACGUACCCUAGCGGUACCCGCUCUAGGCCGUCGUCCAGACCCUCCUCCGUGUAUGGACUUGACCUGUCCAUCAAAAGAGACCUGUCCAGUUCAUCGCUUAGGCUAAAGUCUGAAGGUGAGGGCUUGGACUCAUCAUUUGGCCCAGCCAGAGCCAAACCAACUAGCCUUCCUAUCAGUCAAAGCAGAGGUCGCAUUCCAAUUGUGGCCCAGAACUCUGAAGAGGAAAGCCCUUUGAGUCCAGUCGGACAGCCCAUGGGCAUGGCUCGAGCAUCAGCCGGCCCCCUCCCCCCGAUUUCGGCUGAUUCCCGGGAUCAGUUCGGGUCAAGCCACUCCCUCCCUGAGGUCCAACAACAUAUGCGGGAGGAGUCCAGAACCCGUGGGUAUGACCGUGACAUAGCCUUCAUCAUGGACGACCUUCAGGGCGCCAUGUCUGACAGCGAAGCUUACCACCUCAGGCAAGAGGAGAGUGACUGGUUUGAUAAACCACGCGCUGGUCACCCGGGGCAAAAGACUGCACAGCCACUGGACAGUAGACAGAUGAAGUCAUUGCACUACCCGUUCCCACACACUAAUAUGACACUUCAGAGGGACCCUAAAGAUAGCAGUGUCUCAGGAAACGGUUUGGGAAUCCGAGUGGUGGGUGGCAAGGAGAUUCCUGGGUCCAACGGAGAUAUCGGUGCAUACAUCGCCAAACUCACCCCCGGCGGACAGGCUGAACAGUCAGGGAAAGUAGUGGAAGGAAUGCAGGUCCUGGAGUGGAAUGGGAUUGCUCUGACUGGCAAGACCUAUGAGGAGGUGCAAACCAUCGUGGGUCCUCAGAGUGGGGAGACGCAGUUAUGUGUGCGACUGGACCUGAAUAUGCUCUCUGACUCUGAACACCCGCAAUAUCUGGAGCUCCACACACAGAUGAAAGCUGGGGACAGGCAGCGCUCCCCGGGCGUGGACCCCAAGCAGCUGGCUGCGGAGCUCCAGAAGGUGUCCCAGCAGCAGGCCCCCGCCGCCGUGCUCACCGCCCUGGAGAAGGCGGGACACCACCUGCACUCGGGCACCGCCUCCGCCACCUCCAGCGCCGUGCCCAGCCCCAGCCAACCGGGGUCCCCCUCCGUCAACAAGAAACGCCACGGCAGCAAGUCCACAGAAGCCCUGAAGCCUCAGCCACAUCCAAUCACUGGGGAAAUUCAGCUCCAAAUCAAUUAUGACAAAAAUAUGGGUAAUCUGAUCGUCCACGUCCUGCAAGCAAGAAACCUCGCUGCCAGGGACAACAACGGCUACUCAGAUCCUUUUGUUAAGGUCUACCUACUUCCAGGGAGAGGUGCUGAGAACAAGCGCAGAACCAAGAGCGUGCAGAGGAGCCAGAAUCCCGAGUGGAACCAAACUGUCAUCUACAAGAACAUCCACCUGGAACAGCUGAAGAGGAAAACCCUGGAAGUGACGGUUUGGGAUUAUGACAGAUACUCGUCCAAUGACUUCCUUGGAGAGGUGCUUAUCGACCUCUCCAACACCGCUCAGCUAGACAACACGCCUCGCUGGCUCCCCCUAAAGGAGCAGAGCGAGAGUAUCCAGCACGGCAGAGGCCAGCCUCCACAGGGCCCAGGCGGCCCAGGUGGACAGGGAGGCGGCCCAGGAUCAGGGGGUUCAGGUGGGCCGGGAGGUCCGGGCGGUCCUGAAGGGCCUGGAGCACCAGGAGAGCAGUCACCCAAGAGCUCCGUCAUCAAGAGCCGGAGUCAUGGGAUCUUUCCCGACCCAGCUAAAGAUGCACAGAUGCCCACCAUUGAGAAAUCCCACAGCAGCCCCGGCAGCUCCAAGUCGUCCUCGGAGGGCCACCUGCGUUCCCACGGGCCCUCGCGCAGCCAGAGCAAGAGCAGCGUCACACAGGCACACCUAGAGGAGGCUGGGAAUGCUAUCGCCGCUGCCGAGGCCGCCGUGCAGCAACAAGCAGCAACGCGCCUCCAACCAAACAGGACAAACCACCGAAUAAAUGACAACUCAGCCAUGUCUGGUCUGGACGAUGACUUCAGACUGGACAAUGAGGAUAACACAGGGACCAACGCAAUAGACAGUGCCAUCUUCCAGGUCCCACAGAUGAAGAACAUCCCAAAUGGCAUUGACAAGAACAGCAUAGACACUCUAACGUCGGAGGGUAAAACGCAGGUGAUGGGGGAGAUCAAAGUGGCUCUGAAGACGGAGAUGAAGACUGAGGGAGAACAGCUGGUGCUGGAGAUCCUUCAGUGUCGAAACAUCACAUACAAGUUUAAAUCACCUGAUCACCUCCCAGACCUCUAUGUUAAGUUGUAUGUAGUCAACGUGGCUACCCAAAAGCGCAUCAUCAAAAAGAAGACCCGCGUUUGUCGUCAUGACCGCGAGCCCUCCUUCAACGAGACUUUCCGAUUCAGCCUCAAUCCUGCAGGCCACUCCAUACAGCUUUUCCUCGUGUCCAACGGUGGAAAAUUUAUGAAGAAGACCCUGAUCGGCGAGGCCUACAUCUGGCUGGACAAGGUCGACAUGCGCAAACGAGCGGUCAGCUGGCACAAGCUCCUGGUCAGCUCCACUCAGACACAGCCUUGAGAACGCCUUGAGCACCAUGCACCUGAGCAAGGAGGAGGAGAGGAGAAGUAGAGGAGCAGACCAGAAGAGAAGAGAAGAGAAGAGAAGAGAAGAGAAGAGAAGAGAAGAGAAGAGAAGAGAAGAGAAGAGAAGAGAAGAGAAGAGAAGGGAACGGAACGGAACGGAACGGAACAGGAGGAGAGACUUGGAUGAGUAAGUGAACAGAGGUGGCAGUGGAGGUGAAGAAGAAGGCAGAGGAAGAGAUGAAGAAGAUGAAAGGACCGAGGCAGGGAAAGAGACGUAAGGAGAGUCUGCUGUAUCUACACUACAUAGAUAUAUGAAAGAGUGAAAAGGAAGGAGGCGAAGUGGUGAUGAUGUGAUA